This is a messenger RNA of Arachis ipaensis, 919 nucleotides long. Lineage: Eukaryota; Viridiplantae; Streptophyta; Magnoliopsida; Fabales; Fabaceae. The record is from RefSeq and is a predicted model, not a curated record.
AGACACAGAUGCACCUACUCUUCAUUUGGUCCAUGAUAUGUGGGAUUCAAUGAUCAAGAAAGUAAAAAGUGCUAUAUAUCUCUAUGAAAGAAAAGAUGAACAAGAGUCAUCGUCCUUCUACGAUGUUGUGCACUCAAUAUUAGUUCAAAGAUGGACAAAAAGUAGCACACCUCUUCAUUGUUUAGCACAUUCAUUGAAUCCAAGGUAUUAUAGCCACCAAUGGUUGAGAGAAGAUCUUACACGAGUUUCUCCUCAUCAAGAUAUUGAGAUCACUAAUGAGAGAGUUAAAUGCUUGAAGAGGUAUUUUCCUAAUGAAGAAGAAAGGAGAAAGGUAAACAUUGAAUUUGCAAACUUUUCUGAUGGUAGAGGUGUCUUUGAUGAUUAUGACUCUUUGAAUGAUAGAGGCAUAGUUGAUGCAAAGUCUUGGUGGCUAAUUCAUGGUAGUAAAGCAAAAUUUCUUCAACCAAUUGCUCUUAGGCUACUAGGGCAACCAUCUUCAUCUUCUUGUUGUGAAAGAAAUUGGAGCACAUAUUCUUUUAUCCAUUCCCUGAAAAGAAACAAGUUGAAGCCUAAACGUGCAGAAAAUUUAGUAUUUGUCCACACUAAUCUUCGUCUUCUUUCAAGAAAAACUCCACAAUAUAAUAAAGGAGAAACUAUGAUGUGGGAUAUUGCUGGAGAUGCUUUUUCACCAAUUGAUGAAGAAAAUGGUGUUCUUGAAGUUGCUCACCUUUCUCUUGAUGAACCGGAGUUGGAAAGAGUGACUUUUUCUAAUGAUGAAGAUAUCAACCAUAUAUGAUGGAGAAAGAAUGACUUUAGAUAACUUUUUUUUUGUGUACAUGUGAUGUACAAAAUUCUUACUAUCUUUAUUAAGACAUAGAAAUUUAGAAUUUUUAUCUUUUGAAUACCUAUACACUUUAGG